GGGUUGAUCCGACUUUCCCUCCCCCCCCCCGCUCGUCACGAACCAUGCCCGACAACCAGAAGCGGGGCAGCCGUGACGACAAACCGGCCAACCCUCACCGCAAGGAGCCCGAGCCCAAUACCUCCGCCGGGGCCAACGAGGGCGAGCAGGAUGGCCCGUCGCUGGCCAGUCGCAUACAAAGCUCUGCGUCAGGUCUUGCAAAGCAUGUUUUUUCCUCCUCCGGCCCGCCUUCUGCAGAGACCGCUCAAUUGCUGGCCGGCAGCGGUAAAGCCGGGCCUUCGUCGACCUCCUCGCAGUCCGCCCUAGCAGCAGCGCAACAGUACCACGAAACCACCCACUCGAGCUCCUCCCGAACGGCAGAUCGGGCAUACUCCGCACAAUCUGAACCGUUCCGAUCGUCCUCGACAGCCCACGCCGGAGGGUUCGAGCUCCCCGGGCUCACAGAGGAAGAGUUCCAGCUCACGUUCGGGGAAGGGUCCCUCGACGGCGACAAUGGCAUGUACCUUGCAGCAGCCGCACCGAGCGCAGCGGAGCUAAGCUCAGUUGACGUGGAUAAAGGCAAGGGGAGAUGGACACCGAGUUCUCAUCAAGGCGGCGAAGGAAUACUGUUUCGUGACAGCCGAGGCAGGACGUCCGCCCUUUCCUCCGACGGCGCCGCAGUCGUCUCGCUCCUCUCCGACCAGACCUUCGACCCCAAUUUUCCUCCAUCCGCCGACGAGCCAGCCGAGACCAUCGAGACAGAACUGUUAUCCUCGCUCCAACUCAGCCCCGCUGAGAUCCAGAUGAUCGAGUCCUUCCGUCGAAUGCUGCCUCCCUCUAGUACUACACACUCCACCACAGCCCCUAAUCCGACGAACCCCCGCAGCCUUGUCCCCGACAUCAGCGACUUCCUCGACUCCGUCCCGUCAACCGCGAACACAGACGCAGUGGACCUGCGCGAUGCCGUCCUCACGGGGCUACCCGGCGCAGCGGACUGGCUUACGGUGGAAGAGCGCUAUCACGACGAAGUCUGGGGGUAUCUGCAGCCCACGCUGGAAGCCGCCGCCCAGGAGAUGCAGGCCAGGGACAAUGGCAGCCAAGGGGGACAAGGAGCAGACGAGGGGCCUGCUGUGCGACGGCUGAAGAUGAUUCUGAGGCACAUGCAGACGAGUUCUGGUGCGUAGACCGCUAUGCUUAAUCAUGGUGUGUUUCUAUAAGUGUAGGAUAGGUAAUAUGACUCG
Aspergillus homomorphus CBS 101889 is the source of this 1220-nucleotide messenger RNA. RefSeq lists its product as uncharacterized. The transcript has a single exon. Bases 45 to 1163 code for a protein of 372 amino acids. The record is from RefSeq and is a predicted model, not a curated record. NCBI's taxonomy places the organism in Eukaryota, Fungi, Ascomycota, Eurotiomycetes, Eurotiales, Aspergillaceae.